GGCUGAGGUGUUGACGAUGUCAAGUCUCGGCGGGGCUUCACAAUGGCUUGGUCCCGGCUCCCACAUCGCAAGGGCGUCAAUGACAACUCUGACGUAGACGCUGACAAAACAUGGAACAAAACAAACGCCCUUUGGUAAUAUUAAUCGUGUAAUCUCUGAAUUCAAUCAUUUCUUCUUGAACAAUUCAAUAAGUUGAGCUCACUGCCAGAUCUCGAACCUUCGUACCUUAGUUAGAAACCCCGUCACUUGUCGGUCGCAUCUCACUCACCUCUCACUCCACGACACUCUUCACCACGAUAUCCUGAAACACCCAGACACCCAAACACCGACCCAAGGAUGGCUUCAUCCUCUUCCUCCGGCCCAAAGCCCACUACCGUAGCAGGAGGCUGCCUAUGCGCCGCCCUCCGAUAUGAAAUCACCUUCUCAGACACCCACGACUUCUCCGCCAACGCCCAGACGUGCCAAUGCACCCAGUGUCGCAAGCAAUCCGGCGCUCUCUUCGUCGCCUUUCACCGCGUCCCCUGGCCAAUGAAGUGGACAUCUCCAAAGGGCACAUCGACGCUGCGCGAGUUCAGCAUCACGCCCGUAGCGCAACGAGGAUCCUGUACGGAAUGCGGCUCGUGGCUUUACUAUCGCAGUGAAGCGGAGGAGUGGAGUAGUGUCUGUCUUGGGACGCUUGACCAGGAGGCUCUCAUUGGGGACAAGAGUCAAGGAGGAGGGUAUGGUGCGAUACUAGCGAGUGGUUUGGGUGGGCAUGAGUGGUGUGAGAAUGAGAUACCAGGCGUGACGGAUGAUAUUCCCAUGUUGAGGAGGGGACAGAGGAAUCAGCAGAGUGGGAGUGAUGCUGUAGCCGUAAAGGCUAAGCUGUGAAAUAUGACUGGUGUAAGCGCUUUGAGAUGUGAAUUGAAGCUUGAUAGUAUUCAAAGAUCGCGACCUUCAUAAACUCACUCAACCGUUCCUCAUACGCUCGAAGUGAGUGAGAUCCAGCAGCACAAGCCCAAGUUAUCACCGCCCACGAAGCCAUCUCAUCGUCGACCCCUUCCCCUUCCUCCCCUCAUCCUCGU
Molecule: messenger RNA, 1064 nt
Organism: Colletotrichum phormii
Lineage: Eukaryota; Fungi; Ascomycota; Sordariomycetes; Glomerellales; Glomerellaceae
Product: glutathione-dependent formaldehyde-activating enzyme
Exons: 1
Coding region: 337-870 (177 amino acids)
Molecular function (GO): carbon-sulfur lyase activity
Source: RefSeq, a predicted model, not a curated record